CUCACCGGCAUGCGCUACAACUAAGCGCACCCAUCCCUCUAUCACCGCUCAGAAAAAAUCCCCAUUCUCUCUCUCUCGCGUGAGCCCCCCUCUCUCCGCUGCGACUCCUCGCCGCCACAGCCACAUACGCCGGCCACCUCGCCCCGCUCCGGCGACUCGUGGCACCGCCGGACACGCUCCCGAGCUUGCCUCCCUCCGCUACGUCCUCCCCUCCGACUGGAUUCGACGCUCGUGCCCACUAGCAGCCCUCCCCCGCGGCUAGGGUUUCGGGCGCGGCGGCGCCUCUCACUCCGGCGAGUUCAACCCAUCCUCCUUCCUCUUCCUAUCUCUCUCCCUCCCCGUGUCUAAUCUCUGGUGGGGUCUUCUCUUGUAGAUGUGCCGAGAAGAGGGAGAUCAACCAAGUCCUAGAUCCAGCACACCUCCAUGCCAUGGACCCUUGACGAACGAAGGUCGAGGAAGGCCACUGCGUCUGUGCUCGGCCACGAGAAGAUGACAUGGAGCUCGUCUUCCCGCUCAUCUGCUUGUCAAGCUGCACCGAGUUUUCUCACAUCUGCCCGAAGGUGUCCACCAACUUACAUAGGGUUCUGGUGGCGAUGCCGACGGUCGUCGAGAGGUUCGUGGACUGGACAGUGUCGUGGCUGCUGAUGUACGGAGAGGUGAAGCUGCUGCUCGUCAUCUACCUCUGGCACCCUAGCACACGGGGUGCGGGGCACGUAUACGAUGGCUUCCUCCAUCUGUUGGUGGCGUGGCAUGAGGCCGGCAUCGACCGGGGCCUGCUUGAGCUGAGGGCUAGGGCGAGGUACAUGACAGUGUCACAACUCAAGGCGGCGGCUGCCAUCGGUCAAGUGUGGCUCGUCGAGGCUGCCCGCUGUGUUUUGUCGCAGCUGCAGGCCGCGAGAUCAGGCCGGGAAGGCGCCACGCAUUGACGAGUGAGCCAAUUUUUGGAUCGGACCAUAACAACGUGUGUCAGUCUCUGACGUCUAGAAGUAGUGGUAAAGUUUUGAAUUUGCAUGGCAAGAACCACUUACGUAGGUAGCUGACACGCACAACACUGUGUUUACACUCUUUCUUAUGUAAAAGAUACGAAUUAUACACGAGAUGCCUCUAAAGUGAGGAAUUGUGAUAGUAGAUAUGGCAAUUGUGUGAUA
Aegilops tauschii subsp. strangulata is the source of this 1148-nucleotide messenger RNA. RefSeq names its product HVA22-like protein i. NCBI's taxonomy places the organism in Eukaryota, Viridiplantae, Streptophyta, Magnoliopsida, Poales, Poaceae. The record is from RefSeq and is a predicted model, not a curated record.